AUGAGCGUCGAACUGACUUCUGAAACACAGUUCCCUUACAAUCAAGUGGUUCUCUUCGGUGAUUCACUUCUUGAGCUCAGUUGCGAGGUUCAAGAUGGAUUUUCGUUCCAAGCUGCCUUGCAGACUCUGUGCAUGAGACGACUCGACGUAAUCAAUAGAGGGUUCUCAGGCUACACGACUAGGAAUGCGUUAAAUCUUCUACCCAAGAUAUUCUUGCCAGUCUCGCCCUCAACUCCCAAGAUCGACUGUGUGGUCGUUCUUUUAGGCGUCAAUGAUGCCUGCGUCUCUCUUCCAACAACCAGUCAGCAUGUUCCACUGGAGGAGUACAAGGACAAUUUAACCAAGAUCAUCACUCAUCGUCAUAUCGUGGCACACAACCCGAAAAUUCUCCUUGUUGUGCCCCCACCAUUGGAUCAAAUUCGAAUUACGGAAUUGGACCUCGAAAAAGGCCACGCUCAAGCCUCCCGUGAAGCUGCAGUCAGCAGCUGCUACUCUGAAGCCGCUCGCGAGGUCGCUCAGAGAGUCCCAGGAGUGGUUCUUGUUGAUUUGUAUAAGGCCAUAAUGGACGCAGCUGUUUCAAAAACUCCAGACUUUGACCCAACUGGCCCUCCAUUAGGUUUUCCUGGAGGCAAGAGAGGUGCGCUUGCACAUCUGGUUCCGGAUGGGCUGCAUUUGAGUGGAGAAGCCUACAGGAUCUUUUAUGAUCUUAUUCAACCACAUUUUGGCCCUUUCGCAGAUACGCCAGAUGGUUAUGUUUUCCCCGAUUGGCUGGCAGUGAACCCUGGAGGUUUAUGA
Messenger RNA from Fusarium vanettenii 77-13-4, 795 nucleotides. RefSeq lists its product as uncharacterized. Bases 1 to 795 code for a protein of 264 amino acids. The transcript has 3 exons. The record is from RefSeq and is a predicted model, not a curated record. NCBI's taxonomy places the organism in Eukaryota, Fungi, Ascomycota, Sordariomycetes, Hypocreales, Nectriaceae.